UCCUGCAGUCCGUGAGUUCGCUCAGCCCGCACUGCUGCCCGGCGGUGCCAGCCCGGUGCCAGCCCGGUGCCAGCCCGGUGCCCGGCCGUGUGCCCGCAUGUCCGCCCGCAGCCGUGCCCCGCUCCGCCUCCGCUCAUGCCCCGCCGGCAUCGCACGCCCGCGGGUCUCCGUCUGUCUGUCUGUCCGUCUGUGCGUGCACAUGAGAAGAGAGGAGCGAGGGGAGGCGAGACCGUCCCGUUUGUAGGAAGUGCCGGCAGCCGGUGCGAAGCGUGAGCGAAAACUCUGCCAUCUCUCGGGCUGCUGCGAGUGGACAGACCACCUCACAUAAUGCCAUCUUUUGAUGAGGUUUUGAAGGAGGCCGGGGAAUUUGGAAGAUUUCAAAAGAGGGUCUUUUUCCUCCUUAGCCAGACAGGCAUAACUUUUUCUUCCCUGUUCGCCAGCGUAGUUUUCCUUGGGCGAGCGCCAGGCAACUUCUGGUGCAGGAUCCCUGGGGCGGCUGAAUUGAGCGAACGAUGUGGCUGGACACUGGAAGAGGAGCGAAACUUCACGGUACUGCCCCUGCACCUGGGGAACGAGUCCGUCACCGGGCAGUGCGAGAGGCUGGAUGUCACCUGGGACGCCUCUGCCAGCUGCAGCAGCCCGCUCGGCCGCGAUGGCAAUCGCAGCGCGGGCAGCCGGCCGCUCGCCCCGUGCCACGGUCACUGGGUCUAUGAACAGCCCCGCUCGUCCAUUGUCAGCGAGUAUGAUCUGGUGUGUGGCAAUGCCUGGAUGCUGGAUCUCUCACAGGCCAUCCUCAAUCUGGGGUUCCUGGCUGGGGCAUUCAUCUUGGGCUAUGCUGCUGACAGAUAUGGCAGAAUCCUCAUCUACCUGCUCUCCUGCCUUGGGGUUGGGAUAUGUGGUAUCAUAGUGGCAUUUUCACCAAAUUUUACUGUGUUUUUGAUCUUCCGGUUUCUCCAAGGCAUGUUUGGCAAGGGAACCUGGAUGACAUGCUACGUGAUUGUGACGGAGAUCGUUGGUUCCGAUCAGCGGAUGGUUGGAAUUGUGAUUCAGAUAUUCUUUACCCUGGGAAUUAUAAUUCUCCCUGGAAUUGCAUACUUGAUUCCCACCUGGCAGGGGAUCCAGCUGGCCAUUUCACUGCCCAACUUCCUCUUCCUGCUCUACUAUUGGGUGGUUCCUGAAUCUCCACGUUGGCUCCUGACACGCAAAAAAGGAGAGAAGGCAUUGAAAAUCAUGCGCAGCAUUGCAAAACACAAUGGGAAAUUUCUCUCACCCCAUUACUCAGAGAUCACUAUUAGCAACGAGGAGGUCAGCAACCCCUCCUUUCUGGACCUGGUGAGGACUCCCCAGAUGAGGAGGAACACACUCAUCCUGAUGUAUGCCUGGUUCACGAGUGCCCUUAUCUACCAAGGGCUUGUCAUGCGCCUGGGAAUUAUCGGAGGAAACCUCUACCUGGACUUCUUCAUCUCAGGAGCUGUGGAGCUGCCCUCUGCUUUCCUCAUUAUAGUGACAAUGGAUCGCAUUGGCCGGCGCCUGCCCUUUGCCAUGGGCAACAUCGUGGCGAGUGUGGCGUGCCUCAUCACUGCCUUCCUGCCAGAAGAUAUCCCAUGGCUCAAAACAACAGUUGCCACGCUGGGAAGACUGAGCAUCACAAUAGCUUUUGAAGUUGUCUAUCUAGUGAACAGUGAAUUGUACCCUACAACACUGAGAAACUUUGGUGUUUCCCUGUGUUCAAGUCUGUGUGAUCUUGGUGGGAUCAUAGCCCCAUUCCUGCUUUUCCGAUUAGCAGCCAUUUGGUUGGAGCUACCUCUAGUUAUUUUCAGUAUUCUUGCAGCUGUCUGUGGCAUCCUAGUAUUGCUUUUACCAGAGACAAAGGGAAUCUCAUUACCAGAGACAGUGGAGGAUGUGGAGCAGCUUCCAAGUCAUUUUGGAAAAUGUGGCAAGAAACGGAAACACCGGGACACCAACUCUUAUAUUUGACUUUUGAAGGACAGCACUGAGCUAAGAACUUUGUUCCCAUACUGGGAAUUUGUUCUCCACCUGCCACCACUUCAAAAUUUGCUGCAGAAUAUGGAUUAAACUUCAUGUUUUCCCUCUAAGGACAAGGACAUUUAAUACAAGUAGUGUAUUUUUCUAUGAAUAUGGAAUAAAUACUUUUUUUUUUUUGAGUAUGA
Molecule: messenger RNA, 2171 nt
Organism: Haemorhous mexicanus (house finch)
Lineage: Eukaryota; Metazoa; Chordata; Aves; Passeriformes; Fringillidae
Gene: SLC22A3
Product: solute carrier family 22 member 3
Exons: 11
Coding region: 328-1977 (549 amino acids)
Biological process (GO): transmembrane transport
Cellular component (GO): membrane
Molecular function (GO): transmembrane transporter activity
Source: RefSeq, a predicted model, not a curated record